GUUGAUCGUCACAUUACCAGAAUAUUAGUCUUCUUUCGAGAAGUGUGGGCAGAUUUUUAGUUAAAAAAAUUUAUGCAAUGUCAGGUUUUUCCUACUUUAAUGUGCCGAUCCUAGUCGGUUUAUUUUGUUUACUGAUGCCAGAUGUGAGCGCCUUUUUAAUAGAAGAUGACUUGCUCGCAUCUCUCGUCAAACGGUUCGAGUCUGAAGCUUCACAACGGUCAACAGAAGAAAUACAUAUCCCAGAAGAUGAGCUAACGGAGGCACUAAGAAUUGGCAGAAAAUAUGUAGAACAGUGGGAGAAACUGGAAAACCAGAUUUCAAAGGAAGUCCGCAAAAUAGACGAAAAUCAUGGCACAACCAAUGUUGGAGAAAAGAAUAUGAAUUAUCCGUGUCGUCACGCUUCCAAACCACAUGAUCCAGAAGUGGCGGCAGAGUCAAAAGAAGCCGCUGUCUAUUUAGUUGCUCGGAAGUAUUUGAGUGAUAAAUUGGGAAUCCCAGCGGAGAAGAUUGGAGAUUUUGGUCAGACGAAAAAUUUUAGAAACGGUGCUGAUAACCGACAAACCUGCGAUGCUACAUCCAAGUUCCGUAAUAUCGAUGGAACGUGUAACAAUUUGGUCGUUCCAUCUUAUGGAAAGUCAGGUUCCAUCUUCUCUCGUCUUAUUGUCAACUCGAACGAGGGUUAUGGUGACGGUAUUGGAGCGAUUCGUACUAGCAAGUUGACGAAAAACCCUUUGCCAAGCCCUCGUUCAAUUUCAACUGCCGUUUUGGUGAACGACAGUGUUCCAAAUCCCGCAGUAACUCUUCUGGCGAUGCAAUGGGGCCAGUUCCUUGAUCAUGAUCUAACACUUACUCCCACUUUCAAAAACAAUGAUGGCAAAGAAUUCGCGUGCUGCUCAACUGAUAGCAUAGGCACUACUCUUCUGACCACUCCUCAUCCCGAAUGCCUUCCCAUUAUUAUUCCUCUGAACGAUUCAACUUACAAUCCAUCGGCCGACGGUACUUUCACUUGCAUUCAAUUCAUACGGUCAUUAUACGGAAAAAAUUUGGACGGUACUACUCCUCGUAUGCGAGCACAGAUUAACCUUCUAACACAUUGGAUUGACGCCUCCAAUGUGUACGGAAGUACAACGGAAAAAGCGACAAGUUUGCGAGAUAGUACUUCGGGUAGAGGCAGGUUGAAGACGUUUAUCAGUAACGGACGCCAUAUGUUGCCCCUAUUGAAUACUUCAACUACCGCUUUUGAUGCAGGUGACGGCAGGGUUAAUGAACAACCCCUUUUGACCGUAAUGCACACUAUUUGGCUUCGUGAGCACAACCGCAUUACAGGAUACUUGUACCAAGCGGUUCCGAACCAAACAGACGAGUACUACUAUCAACACGCUCGUCGUAUAGUAAUCGCAAUCAUGCAGCACAUUAUUUACACCGAGUACCUGCCCGUUAUUAUCGGUCCCGCUCUGGCUGCUCAAGUGAUGUCACCUGAGUACGGCUAUUAUAAUGGAAACCCAGCUGUGUUUACCGAAUUCUCUACAGCCGCUUACAGGAUGGGUCAUUCGCAAGUUAAAAGUUUUGUACGGCUAUUUGAUAAAGACGGAAGAACUAGCGGCGAUAGCUAUUUUUUAUCCGACUCUUUUUUGAAUCCCUCCCGCCUUCUUACCAAUGUACAAUUUUUAGACAAUGCCCUACGUGGACUUACUCAGACUCCAGCCCAGGCAGUGGAUAACAGUUUUGCCGAGGACCUUACAAGUCAACUGUUUAAGGCUAAGGGAGAAAAACUGGGCAUGGACCUGAUUUCAUUUAACAUUCAACGAGGAAGAGAUCAUGGUCUGCCUCCAUACGUUUCAAUGUUGUAUUACUUGGCAUCAAACUUUUUGUUGCAAACUCAGCCUACAAGUUUUGACCAUCUAUUACCGCGAACUCCUUCUGAAGUGGUUUCUGCAAUGAAAUCUGUCUAUGAAUCAGUGUACGAUGUAGACCUGUACAUUGGUGGAGUCACUGAAAAGCCAUUACCUAAUGCUGAACUCGGCCCCACAUUUGCUGGUAUCUUUGCGAUACAAUUCUUAAAUUUGAGGCGAACAGAUCGUUUAUUUUACACCAACAACAUCGAUCAACCUACCGGUUUCACUUCAAAUCAACUUGCCCAGAUUCAAAAAAUGUCAAUGGCACGCAUAAUUUGCAGUAAUGGCGACGGCACUAUCAAGGAAAUUCAACCGAAAGCCUUCCGCACUCCUGAUGAAUUACUCAACAAACCUGUUUCGUGCAACAACAUCCCUGGAAUUGACUUCGCCAAAAUGUUACCUCUCUAAAUUCAUUUUGAAAUUUGAUCUUUACUGUGCUCGGGUUUUCAAGUUUCAAGUUUUCAAAAUAUUGCAAAAUAUUACAUUUAAAAAUUAUCCGAAAUUUCAAUGAGGGGUAGUAACUUUGUUCCUUAACAUAACAAAGAGAAAGAUGUCGCCAGCUUUCCACAAGAUCCUAAAAAUGUUAUGGUCUUUGAAAAUUGAAAUAAAGAUAAAGCUUUGAUGCAAUUGAAA
Daphnia pulicaria is the source of this 2528-nucleotide messenger RNA. RefSeq names its product chorion peroxidase-like. The record is from RefSeq and is a predicted model, not a curated record. The coding region runs from base 78 to 2303 and encodes 741 amino acids. Gene Ontology annotation, biological process: response to oxidative stress. Lineage: Eukaryota; Metazoa; Arthropoda; Branchiopoda; Diplostraca; Daphniidae. The transcript has 14 exons. Gene Ontology annotation, molecular function: heme binding; peroxidase activity.